UUAUGAGGUACGGAUAGAGAGCCAAUUGGAACUGGUAAAAAGGCAAAAAUAACAAACUCAAACUAAGUUAAGAAGGAAGGUACGAGCGAGAGAGAGAGAGAGAGAGAGAGAGAGAGAGAGAGAGGGAGAGAGAGAGAGCACCUCCUUUGUAGGAGGCGACUGGGGAAGCACAGGUAUCCCCUCUCUAUCCACGUCUAUUCUCCAUGCCCUACAACUUUUUCUUUUCCAACCUUUCUUCUUCAUAUUCUUAUUCUUUCAGGGGUAUCCAAUCGUUGAGACGACGAGCAGUUGCGGGAGGAGUGAAGUUUAAGAUUCCGGCUAAUUAUAUUAAUAUUGGAAGUGGCCGGAAGUUGAUGAUCUUAUAAUGUCUUCUUCGCCUUCUGUGACUGCUUCGUCCCCAGAUUCGUCCCCCAGCCCACCAACACCACCGUCGUCCACAUCGCCUGAUUCGCCACCGGAUUCUUCAUCAUCAUCGUCGUCAUCGCCAUCACCACCAUCACCUCCACCGUCGUCCACAUCGCCUGAUUCGCCACCGGGUUCUUCAUCAUCGUCGUCGUCACCGCCAUCACCACCGUCACCUCCACCUAAAGAACCACCUCCCUCGCCUCCACCAAAAUCCAGCAGUUCCCCAUCUCCAAAGGCAUCCCCAACACCUCCUACACCGCCAACGCCUUCUUCCAAAAAUGACAGCUCUGCUCCUCCACCUUCCAAAGCCGGUUCACCCCCACAGAUUUCUUCACCUACUCCUCCGUCUUCCAGCGGCGAUUCAUCCCCAUCACCACCUCAUGCACAGAAAUCCCCACCGUCUUCAUCAUCAUCAAAUGCAACAAAGUCAUCGGAUUCCGAUAGCUCCUCCUCUUCCUCCUCCUCCUCCUCCUCCCCCUCCGGUUCCUCAUCAUCUUGGUCGGCACCGGUAAUAGUAGGAGUGACUGUUGCAGUAGUGGCAGUAGUACUUGUGAUCUCCAUAUGUGUGUUUUGCUUGAAGAAGAAGAGGAGGAAGAAUGAACCUAUGAAGUAUCACGGCGAAAAUCCUUCUCAAGCUCGCAAAGGUGGUAACAAUUAUUACAACAGUACACCGGGAGGAGACCAUGUGGUUCGGCUAAGCUCCGCCGGCGGCGGUGGCUGGAACGCGCAGCCACCACCUCCACUGCCAUUCCCCAACAGUGGGGAUGCGAGCUCCGACUUCUCAGGUGCACCGUUGCCUCCUCCAGCACCGGGAAUGGCUCUGGGAUUCAAUAAGAACACCUUCACUUACGAAGAGCUCGCCGCGGCCACGAACGGGUUCUCGCAAGCCAACUUGUUGGGUCAGGGCGGGUUCGGGUACGUGCACAAGGGUGUGUUGCCCAAUGGAACCCAAGUUGCGGUGAAGAGUUUGAAAAGUGGGAGUGGGCAAGGUGAGAGAGAGUUCCAGGCUGAGGUUGAGACCAUCAGCCGUGUCCAUCAUCGCCAUCUUGUCACCCUCGAAGGUUAUAGUAUUGCUGGUGGGCAGAGGAUGCUGGUGUAUGAAUUUGUUCCCAAUAAGACCUUGGAAUAUCAUUUGCAUGGAAAGGGUCUUCCCAUCAUGGAUUGCGCAACCAGGCUUCGGAUAGCGAUAGGAUCUGCCAAGGGCCUCGCAUACCUUCAUGAGGAUUGCCAUCCACGAAUUAUCCAUCGGGAUAUCAAAUCUGCUAACAUUCUGCUUGAUUACAACUUUGAAGCCAUGGUGGCCGAUUUCGGGUUGGCUAAGCUGUCUUCUGAUAAUUACACUCACGUUUCUACAAGAGUCAUGGGAACAUUUGGGUACUUGGCUCCAGAAUAUGCAUCAAGUGGGAAGUUAACAGAGAAAUCUGAUGUUUUCUCGUUUGGAGUCAUGCUCUUGGAGCUCAUCACUGGAAGGCGACCUGUUGAUCCGUCGAAUGCCAUGGAGGAUAGCUUAGUUGAUUGGGCUCGACCUCUUUUGACUCGUGCAUUGGAAGAUGGAAAUUUCGAAGAGCUUGUGGAUCCAAGGUUGGAAGGUAAUUACAACACCCAUGAGAUGAUGCGCAUGAUCGCCGCUGCCGCCUCUAGCAUCCGCCAUUCUGCCAGAAAGCGCCCAAAGAUGAGCCAGAUAGUACGAGCACUGGAGGGAGAUGUAUCAAUGGACGAAAUUAAUGACGGGGUGAAACCUGGGCAUACUGCUUUCUUCCCUUCAAGUAGCAGCUCAGAGUAUGAUACAAAUGCAUACAACGCUGACAUGAAGAAGUUCAGGCAAAUGGCUCUUUCCAGCCAGGAUUUCGGGAUGAGCGGCGAGUAUGGGACGGGUUCUAGUAAUGACUCGCGAGAGAUGGCCAACAAUGGCACCCAAAGGUUUUGAGCAGCCUUUGUGUGUGUGACCCAAAAAAUUAGAAAAAAAUAAUAAUAACAAUAAAGGAAAAAAAAAAAAAGAAAAAAGAAAAAAA
This is a messenger RNA of Ziziphus jujuba (common jujube), 2417 nucleotides long. Its product is annotated as proline-rich receptor-like protein kinase PERK4. The coding region runs from base 365 to 2332 and encodes 655 amino acids. Lineage: Eukaryota; Viridiplantae; Streptophyta; Magnoliopsida; Rosales; Rhamnaceae. Gene Ontology annotation, biological process: protein phosphorylation. The transcript is spliced from 9 exons. The record is from RefSeq and is a predicted model, not a curated record. Gene Ontology annotation, molecular function: ATP binding; protein kinase activity.